Messenger RNA from Dama dama (fallow deer), 2107 nucleotides. It is a transcript of the gene CFLAR, whose product is annotated as CASP8 and FADD like apoptosis regulator. The record is from RefSeq and is a predicted model, not a curated record. Gene Ontology annotation, molecular function: cysteine-type endopeptidase activity; protein binding. Bases 559 to 2094 code for a protein of 511 amino acids. Gene Ontology annotation, biological process: proteolysis; negative regulation of extrinsic apoptotic signaling pathway via death domain receptors. The transcript is spliced from 10 exons. Lineage: Eukaryota; Metazoa; Chordata; Mammalia; Artiodactyla; Cervidae.
GGGAAGUAAAAACAGGAAAUAGCCAACAGCCGGCUGCGGCCUGGCACCGGCUCUACUGGAAGGGCGAGUGAGUGGGGUCUCUGGGUCUAACACAGUGCAUGUCGGACCAUCGGACUUUUAUCAAGUGAAACGUUUUUAUAGGAUGAGAGACGCGUCCAGAGAGAGGAAGGCCAGAGCGCUUGCAGGCUGGAUAGGAAAGCCACGUCUGCUUUCAGACUUUUGGUUUCUUUUUCUCCAUCUUGCCUGCGGAGUUUCAGGCGUCGGAGUUAAGUCUGGGCUGCCGCCAGAGGAGUGCCUAGCCGCAGGCCGGACGGUUGUCUUCUUUGUCUUGAUUUUGCGAUCAGUUGCUUUGUCCCUGGAGAGGAUCACUUCUGUAGACUUAACAACAUGAGUUUAAUCUGCUAAAUUAGAGAGACCAGCAAGAAAAGAAGAGCCUAUACCUGGACUUUGAGGCAUACGUUAUUUUGCUAGGAGGAUUUAAAAAAAAAAAGUUCCGUUUUAACCACAGAACCCCUCCAUUGGAAAGGAUUCUGAAAGAAAUGAAGAAAACCACCAGAAAUGAAAUCAGUAGCUUCAUGGCCUUCUGUUGACUGGACUAGACUUUUCUUCCUGCCAUUCCUUGGAAUGACACUGUACAGGAUGUCUGCUGAGGUCAUCCAUCAGGUGGAAGAAGCACUUGAUGAAGAUGAGAAGGAUGCACUGCUUUUUUUGUGCCGAGAUGUUGCUGCAGAUGUGGUUCCACUGAAUGUCAGGGAUCUUCUGGAUAUUUUGAGAGAGACAGGAAAGCUGUCUUCUGUGAGCUUGGCUGAGCUGCUCUACAGAGUGAGGCGGUUUGACUUGCUCAAGAAGGUCUUGAAUAUGGAUGCCCCGACAGUGGAGGCCCUCCUGCGCAGGCACCCACAUCUGAUUUCAGACUAUAGGGUGCUGAUAAUGGAGAUUGGUGAGGAUUUGGAUAAAUCUGACGUGUCCUCAUUAAUGUUCCUCAUGAGAGAUUAUAUGGGCCGAAGCAAGAUGGCCAAGGAUAAGAGUUUCUUGGAUCUUAUGGUUGAAUUGGAGAAGCUAAAUCUGGUUGCUCCAGAUCAACUGGAUUUGUUAGAAGAAUGCCUGAGGAACAUCAACAGGAUAGACCUGAAGACAAAAAUCCAGAAAUACAGGCAGUCAGCUCAAGGACCGGACAAAAAUUAUGUAAAUGCUCUCCAGGCAUCUCUGCCAAACUUGAGUAUUAAAGAUCCUUCAUAUACACUAGGGAUCCAGAAUGGCAGGAGUAAAGAACAAAGGCUUAUGAUGGGACCACCUGACAUUCAAAGAGAACCAGUGAAGAGAUCCAUUCAGGAAUCAGGAGCAUUUUUGCCUCAGCACGUAGUGGAAGAGAGAUAUAAGAUGCAGAGCAAGCCCCUGGGAAUCUGCCUGAUAAUUGACUGCAUCGGCAAUGACACAGACAGUCUUCGGGACACCUUCACUUCCCUGGGCUAUGAAGUCAAGCGUUUCUUAUAUCUCACUAUGCAAGAUAUAACCGACAUUCUGUGCCAAGUUGCCCAGAUGCCCCAGCACCAUGACUCUGACAGCUUCGUGUGUAUCCUGGUGAGCCGAGGGGGCUCCCAGAGCGUGUUUGGCGUGGAUCAGACUCACUCUGGGGUCCCUUUGGAUCAUAUCAGAAGGAUGUUCAUGGCAGACAUGUGCCCCUCUCUCUCAGGGAAGCCAAAGCUCUUUUUUAUUCAGAGCUAUGUGAAAUCAGAGGGCCAGCUGGAGGACAGCAGCUUCCUGGAGGUGGAUGGGCCGUCAGUGAAAAGUGCAGAAUCCAAGGCCGGGAAGCCUGGGGCCUACCGAGAUUUGAUUCACCGAGAAGCUGACUUCUUCUGGAGCCUGUGCAAAGCAGAUGUGUCCCUGCUGGAGGGGCCCUCCAGCUCACCCUCACUGUACCUGCAGUGCCUCUCCCAGAAACUGUGGCAAGAAAGGAAGCACUCACUCCUGGAGCUCCACACUGAACUCAACAGCCUGGUGUAUGAUUGGAACAUCAAAGUGUCUGCUAAGGAGCGGUACUACGUCUGGCUGCAGCACACUUUGAGAAAGAAGCUCUUCCUCUCUCACAAAUAAAAAGUCAAAGUCA